Molecule: messenger RNA, 1502 nt
Organism: Clupea harengus (Atlantic herring)
Lineage: Eukaryota; Metazoa; Chordata; Actinopteri; Clupeiformes; Clupeidae
Gene: cnbd1
Product: cyclic nucleotide binding domain containing 1
Source: RefSeq, a predicted model, not a curated record
UGUAGAAGUCUGCUUAGCCUUCUCACAUUGCACAGAAAGUUUCCUGUUUACAUAUUCGUCUAAAACAAUGCUUUCGUUUUGGUUUAGUUUUUAUAUUUAAUAAUGUCUCUAAAAACAAUCUGUCGCCAAGAGAUAGGUGACCCAAACAUAACAGGAAUUGACUACUCUCGUCUGGAGGCUCUAUGUAACAUCCAUGGGCUUGAAUGCAGCGAUGAUAAGAAGGCAAGUGAGGAGGCUCACAGAGCCUUCAUGAGCUCAUACCAGCAGAUUUUCAUCCGGGCUCCGAAGCCCCUGCCUCGUAUUCCCUGGCAUGAGGAUAAUAAGACCAGUGUGCCAGGGAAGGACAAGCUGGGUGAGACACUUAAGAAGAAGCCGCUGGGCGCUAAGCCCAAGCUGUCAUCCAGCAGACCGUCCCAUGACUCCAUCGUCAGCCAGAUGAUCAGAGCUGCAAAAAAGUUUCCUGUGGAGCGAUCACAGUCGGAGCAUCAGCUGAUCCUGUCUGCACUGAAGUUGUUCCCUGUCCUGAUAGACCAGAUUGACCCUCCGGAACUGUACUACAUCAGCAGAAUUGUCAUGAUAGAGACCUUGGAUCGGGGCCACAUCAUAUUUGCGGAGAGUGGGUUUUACAUAGUGCUGAGGGGUUCAGUGAGGCCAUAUACAGACAGAAGCUCUCCUGAAGAAAAGAAACCAGAGAUUGGCGUAGGCGGAAGCUUCGGUUCACUUCAAGAGAACCCGGAAGAGUCCAGCAGCACUGAGGUGAUCCGCUGUGUGCAGACCCAAGAACCAUGCGAGAUCCUCAAGAUACCCAACGCAAGCUAUGCCAAACUGAGAAAGGAUCUCCAGAGAAAAGACUUUGAAUUGAAAGUGAGUCUGAUCGAGCGCUGCAACUUCUACCUGAACUGGACCAGACUCCCUAUCCACAAGCUGGCCAAUCUCAUCCAGAUGAAGAAUUUCCCUGCUAAUCAUGUGCUGGCUAAGGAGGGAAAGGUGUGUCAGUUUGUAGCCUUCAUCCAUCAGGGCGAGUGUAAUAUCCUGCAAGAUAUCGAGACUCUGAUGAAACCACUGAAGAGGGGCAACUGUAUUGUUGUUGGGCAGUUAGGUCCGUUUGAGUCCAUUGGGGAGGUGAGUCUCCUGAUGGACACGCCUUCUCCUUGUACCAUCAUCACUCGCACACCCGUGCAGGCAGGGAUCAUUCCUCCUGACAUACUACAAGAGCUGGAUUCUGUCACCAGGUCACUGAUGCUGCAGUCGGCAAAACCCACUUGUGGAAAACUCACUGAGGAGGAGAUCAGUAAGCAGUACAUGCGUCAGGAGCGACAGAAAGAGUGGGAACACGUGAAGAAAAAGGUGCUGUCAGACAGUUUGUUCUACAAUGGGAUCCAGCAUGGCGUAGGGAAGUGGACCUUAAACAGGAGCCAGAAGAUGCAGUGAUCACUACACAUACAUGCAGAACAUGGGCACACACACACACACACACACACACACACACACACACACACACA